This is a messenger RNA of Hypoxylon trugodes, 587 nucleotides long. RefSeq lists its product as uncharacterized. The transcript has a single exon. The record is from RefSeq and is a predicted model, not a curated record. Bases 111 to 416 code for a protein of 101 amino acids. NCBI's taxonomy places the organism in Eukaryota, Fungi, Ascomycota, Sordariomycetes, Xylariales, Hypoxylaceae.
CAUUCACAUGCAAGCACUCUCACUACCUUCCUAGGUACUUACUAAUAUAAAGCAAAAACAAAAAAAGUAUACACAAAAAUAUUACUCGUCGUGGCGCAGGUUUUCGGUUUAUGGCAACAAUCAACUCAUCCUUCCUAUUUAGAUUGGUCGCAUAUGUAUUGUUACUUACCUUUCCCAUUUUUACUCCGCACCUAGCGAGUUUAGUUAGCAAUCUGUCGGUCGGUCAGUCAGCAUCUUUUUGUUUCCUUCAUUCGCACAGGUUAGCAUGGUUGGAGGCUGCGUAUAUUACACUUUGUUUGCGUGUAUUUUUGCAAAGGUUAUCAGGACAUUCCUGCUUCUGGAGGGAGCGGAGGAGAUACCAAAGCUUUUCGUUUUCUGAUGUUAUAGGAUUCAACCGCAGCAGCAGCAACAGCUAGCUAGCAAAGUAAGCAGCACUUGGUUCACUAGGAUUGAAUGGGGUUUUGGGAGGGUUCGUUGUUAGAAAAAUUCAUAGUUUGCGUGUUUAUAAAAAUGUUUUUUCUGAUAGGUCCUUUAUGCGUUCAUCAUCUUGUGAGUGACCUAUUUUGUUGGUGGUGCCGGAAAAGGGG